AAGUCAAUGGAAAGUCCUCACAAGGAUACAGAGACAUAGUAGGUGUGUGUGUUUUCCUCCCCUGGAGGCCAGAGUCUCUGAGAUUUCUUCCGGGUUUGUGCCUCUUGUUUGGUUUGGGUGUAUCAGCACAGCUCAACAUAACAAACUGUAGCUGGCCUUCAGGACACUUUUUAUUAUUCUACAUUAAAGAUGUCUGCCGCGGGCUCGGACCUCGCUUUUACUCGCCUCACCUUGAAGUGAUUUCACCCCCGGAGCGGACCGGACCGGACCUGAGACACCUGUUGCUCCAGUUUCGACAGACAGGUGCCUUCGUGUUUCAGACCAGACGGGCAGCAGCUCCGCCUCUGCCGGAGAGUCUCGCUUUCAGCGAAGCUCGGAUUUAUUUGAAAGURUUUGUUGUGAGUUUGGCGGCAGACAUGAAAGUUACUGUAACUUUCGGGGCCACCGCGGUGGUGGUUCCCUGUAAAAGCGGAUGGACGGUCCGGGAUUUAGUGGAACAGGCGACGCGGAGGUAUCGCAGGGCUCUGGAGCAGGAUGCGGAGAUGACGGCGAACAUUCACCACUUGGAGUACACUGACGGAGGAAUUCUGGACAUGGACGACCUGCUCAGUGAUCUAGUAGAAGACAGAGAAAAGUUGGUCGCUGUGUUUGACGACGACCAGCGCGGUGAUUCAGAAACUCCCUCAGAGAGCAUGUCCAACGGCUUCUCCAGCACAAACGCGAGUCCAGAACCCAUGCACUACUUCCCCCACCUGGAGUAUGAAGAUCCCAACCGAGGAGAGAUCGAAGUCAGCGAGGCCGUCCUCAAAACAAAUACACCUCUGUUGGUGAGGAGCAGCAGCGACUCUGUUUUGCCCCCUCCCCAAGAGAAAACACCCACUCCUCCACCCGAUGAUGAACUCAACAAGCCUCCUGAACGAGAAAUCAGCAAUGUACUGAAAGGAGCCUUGGAACGAGUGGAAUCAAACGGCCCCUCGUCCAAAAUGAACCCCAAAGUUCACUUCAGUACUCUGACGAGGACAGUUGAGUUCCCAGGUGACCGGGGGCCCCUGGGGAUCCAUGUGGUCCCUUACUGCUCGUCUCUCAGUGGAAGGACUCUGGGCCUCCACAUCAAAGGUGUGGAGCCGAACAGUCGGUCCAAAAAGGAGGACCUCUUCAAGGAAGACGAAUGCAUYGUCCAAAUCAACAACACGCCGCUACAGGACAAAACUUUUGCUGAAUCUCAGAAGGUGUUCCAGAAAGCCAUGGGGUCUCCUUCUGUGCGUGUGGAGGUCGUCCCUGUAGCCAACAAGCCUCGCUACGAGAAGACCCUGAUUGGUCAGAUUUUCUCCAGUGAUGACAAAGACCCUCCUCUGUCGACGAAGAGCCCGAUGGUAAUCCGCGCUCGACCUGACGCCCAACYCGAACCCAAACCAAACCUCAACAAAGCUGACGUUAAGCGACCGGAAGCGCGCGUGAUGACUCCAGAACCGGUCCAGCGGACUGCGUCGCCGGUGCAGCCCCGGUCUGGGCCCGGGUCUUUGGAGAGGUCUUCUCCAACACCUACAGCUGGGUCGUCCUCCCCGACUCCCAAGACAACCAACUACAACCAAAGCCCUCUGGCCAGCAAGAGCUCUGCUGUGCCUGGACUGUCAAACCUUACCAACAAGAAGGGGGGCAAGAGGAUGAAAAUUGACUUAAAAAAAGGCACCGAGGGUUUGGGCUUCACUGUGGUAACCAGGGACUCUACAGUUCACGGUCCAGGGCCAAUUUUGAUUAAGAACAUCCUGCCACGCGGUGCAGCAGUCAAAGAUGGCCGACUUCAGCCCGGAGAUCGCAUCCUGGAGGUGAAUGGUGUAGACAUGACAGGCCGCAGCCAGGAGGAACUUGUAGCCAUGCUGCGCAGCACCAAGCAGGGGGAAAGCGUUUCUGUGGUGGUGGCCCGGCAGGAGGACAUGUUCAUGCCGCGGGAGCUGAAGAGCGAUGAAGCGAGCAGUCAGGUGGUGGAGGACGGACGGGAGCAGCUGAUGUAUGAAAUCCCGCUCAACGAGACGGGCUCGGCCGGCCUGGGGGUCAGCCUGAAAGGGAACAGAUCGAAAGAGACCGGAGAGGACCUGGGUAUCUUCAUCAAGUCCAUCAUCCAUGGAGGGGCUGCUUAUAAGGACGGUCGGCUGUGCAUAAACGACCAGAUGAUUGCCGUGAACGGUGAGACACUGCUUGGGCGCUCCAAUCACGCCGCCAUGGAGACGCUGAGGCGGUCCAUGUCAUCAGAAGGAAACGCCAGAGGCACCAUACAGCUCGUGGUCCUCAGAACAUCGAAACAGAUGAAAAAUGGCAAGUCUGCAGCAAGCACAGCGACAAAUCUGUCCUCCAGUCAGCCCACCAUCCCAGCAGGCUCCAACAAUCAGGAUCCUCGGGGCCACGACACACUUCAGAGACCAUCCGGACCCGGCAGAACAACGGAGUCCACCAUCAACGGCACGGGUCACGCUCCGAAAAGUUACGCAUACGGCGACUCGGGGGGCGAUGUGUGUUUGUCACUCUGCAAAAGCUCCGAACCCAAAUCUGCUCUUCCAGCUGCCGCUGCCUUCACCAACGGCAGCCACGGUCACUACAGCAACGCUGAUGACAAGGAAGGCUUCCCGCCGCCGCCCUCCCCCGACUCUGUGGAGGAAAUGAACAGAGACUUGCAUCGUACACCCCCACUCCGCAGUGAGCUGUCCGACACGCCUCGAGAUUUCCACUCCAACCGCCAGCUUUUCAACGAUAAGGACAAUGUGCCUCGCAACCGAACAUCCAAGAGCUUGGACAUGGUGGCUGAUGAGAGCAACGUGGGAUCACUAGUGGGCCACAGAAAGGAUUUCUCGUCCAGAGGAGCAUUGGGUCCAACCCUUGGGCUCAUGAAAUCCAGCUCCUUGGAGAGCCUCCAGACCGCCAUGUCUGAGGCCAACCACGAUCGCAGCCAAGCUCAGGUGCCCAUCCAUCGUCCACGUCUGCAUAUGGUCCGAGGGCGAGGAUACAACCAGAGUUUCCGCAUCGCCAUCGACAAAUCCUACGAGGGACCUUCAGAGGAUGAUGACGAUGGGUCUGACUACAGCUCAGGCAACGAAACACCAGCCAGCAGCUCCUCUCGCCAGGAUCUGGAUGAAGAGAAGCAGGUAACAAAGAAAAGCAAAGGGAAGAAGAAGAAGGAUAAGAAGACGACGAAGAGCAAGAAAAAAGCUGAGGAUUCUGGGGACGACCUGGACAAAAAAACCAAAAAGAAAGGAUUUGGUCUGUUAAGGUUCGGGAAGAAGAAAGAUGAAAAGAGCAAAGACGCAGUGAAAGGAUCAAAGAACAAACUGGAUGCCCUGAGUGAGGAGGAGCAGGACCGGGUCCCUGACAACAGAGAUGGCUACGACCCACGGUACCAAGAGAUCCACUCGGGUUACACCACCCCCGACCGGAGCUCCCUACCUGAUGUGGAGGACGACGACAGCGACCCCCACUACGCCCGAAUCAACAAGUACCGCCAGCCGCCCUCGCCGCUGUCCCUCAGUCGCACGCCCUCUCCGGCGAUGCCAGCAGGGGGGCAGAACUUACCUCAGGCAACACCCAAUGACAUUGAAGGCCUCUACGCUAAAGUGAACAAGUUCAGACCGCCGCCCACUUCGCAGAACCCRCCACAGGCAGACAGCGAUCAGCGGAUCCAGGGGCUGCGCAGGGAGUACCAACAGGCCCGAGCCGCUCCGGGUUAUGAGGAGCUAGAUGCAGCGAGACGUCGGGUUCUGGAUUACGACCCGCAACGGGUGUCACCCAGAGGAGCCGAAUCCCGAUCGAGACCCCGGUACGAGGACACAGACCUGGAUUACACUGCACCACCCAGGAGGGAUCCGUAUGAUUAUCCUACCCACUCCAGGCCUGUUCCCAGAGAACAAGGCCCCUACCCGAGCCACUACCCGGACCCUCUGGUUUCCAGUAACUCUGGCCGUUUGCCUCUCCCUCAGUCGACCAGCCAGCCCCAGCAGGCAGCUAACAAUCCACGCUACCACCCUUCCUCUCAGCCGCACCGUGCGGCAAUGAGGCAGGACGUCCCCCCGUCUCCCACCGCCGGACGCCGAGGCCGGCAGUACUACGACGGCCCCGAAGGGAGAAACUACCGACAGGCCAGCCCCGGCCGCUACUUCAGUCCCGAGAGGAACCCCAACGCCAGAGAACGCUACCCCAGCCCCGAUCGCUACCAGUACGGAGGCGAAAGACAACCGGAGCCAAGACGCAAGAACGUCAUGAUAGACGCCGUGUAAAGUUAAAACUCAGAGCGGUGUAACUCAGCCYAACAGAAGCCAAACGUGACGAGAGUAAAUGUUUAAACAAAUGUUUGUUUUUAAGGGAAAUAGAUUAAACUGUAUAUAAAUGCAUUUAUUGGAGUUGGUUGAAUAUAUUCCAGUAUUGCCAAAGUUUGUAACAAGACAGAGUUUAUAUUGUAGAAAUGAAAUAAGACCAAAUUGGAGGUAGACUGUUUGUGUAGAUGUUUAGAUGAAACUUGGUGCCAAAUGUGUAAAAUGAAGUAAAAAGUAGUGGAUUUGUGGUUUUGUACACACGGAUCAGAAUGAAGGAAACAGAGGGAUCACCUUGACCAGUGAAACUAUUGCACAAGGGAAACAGGAAGUCGUCCAACAGGAACAGGAAGUAACUCCCCUUGUUUCGUGUAGUCUUUGAUGUUUUUGUCGCUUGAACUUCCUUUACAUCCUGCUUCACGCUGGUACUUUGGUCUUUUCUGCCUUUGAAUGUGCGGACUUGGCAAUUAUUUUCUGUGUUUAAGAUGAGUUUAUGAUGAGUUUUGUGGUUUUAAAAAAAUAUAUGAAAAUAUAAUAAAAAUCUUUGAUCUGCACUAUUGUUACUACURUCUUAGAUAAGUUAUGUCACUUCUUACUCUGUGGAAUGAAUAAAUGGCACAUUUUAUCCUUGAACAUAUAAAUGUUAUGAUGUACUGGUAAUGUCUGAUUUUUUUUCUACAAAUUCUUUGAAAUAAAUAUUUUGAGAUUA
Molecule: messenger RNA, 5004 nt
Organism: Austrofundulus limnaeus
Lineage: Eukaryota; Metazoa; Chordata; Actinopteri; Cyprinodontiformes; Rivulidae
Gene: pard3ba
Product: par-3 family cell polarity regulator beta a
Exons: 25
Coding region: 417-4262 (1281 amino acids)
Biological process (GO): microtubule cytoskeleton organization; cell adhesion; establishment of cell polarity
Cellular component (GO): adherens junction; apical junction complex; cell cortex
Molecular function (GO): phosphatidylinositol binding; protein binding
Source: RefSeq, a predicted model, not a curated record